Molecule: messenger RNA, 8816 nt
Organism: Mytilus californianus (California mussel)
Lineage: Eukaryota; Metazoa; Mollusca; Bivalvia; Mytilida; Mytilidae
Product: lysophosphatidylcholine acyltransferase 2-like
Exons: 13
Coding region: 970-2211 (413 amino acids)
Molecular function (GO): calcium ion binding
Source: RefSeq, a predicted model, not a curated record
AUAGGAAAAUUUCUUAGAAGUCCUCAGAAAGUAAAAUUGUUGUACUGAUUAAUUAGUCUUAAAGACGAUUAAAAGUGAUGAUAAAUUUUGUAGAGCAAUAAAAAAAAUCUCUUGUUGGAAGUCAUGCUUUAAAAGGUUGUAGUUUCAAAGAAAUAAGGAAAAAAUUAACUUAAGACCAUUUAAAAAAACGGUACUUACCAUUACUAAAGAAAAUAUAGUAUAAUUCACAUUAACUAAGGGUAUACAUCACACAUGGUUUGUAAUAAAAGUUUAUCCAAUCAAUAAUGGGAGACUCCUCAAUGAUUAAAUAAUUAUUACAUAAUUAUAUUUGGCAUUGACUUUUUAUGAACAAAUGCCUUUCUUUUUUGCAAUUCAGUCUUCUGCUAAACAAGAUAUAUUAUCAUUUGAUUAUGAAAUAUAUGACACACAUGUGUACACUACAUGUGCUUUCCAUAUGAAGGAAGGAACAUGUGUUAAAUCAUGUGACCAAAGUAUUGGAACAAAUUUUUCAACAAAUGUUAUGCAAGUGCAAUUCAAUGUUUUAUAUUUUUAGUAAAAAAAAUUGUGUAUAGCCACCAAUGUUAUUUAAGUCAUCCACACAUGAUUCAAAUAUGAUUUAAAUUUGAGUUUUUCUAUAAACACAUAUGGCCGUGUCACAUAUGGAGCACUUAUUUGAGAAGUAUGAUAUGCCAGUACAAAUAUAGCUGAUACUUAAGACAGAAGCACAUAUGGCAUGCUACGACCAGUAAUUGUUUUGUUUUGCCAAGGCGUGUUUUUGAUGGGAGGAUUUUGGAUAACAGUGAAAGGAAAGCUGGCCAGCUGCAAGGAGGGACCAAUAAUUGCUUUAGCACCUCAUUCAUCGUAUUUUGAUAGUCUUGUCAUCGUAUAUCUAAACCUGUCAACUAUUGUUGUUAAAUCAUCCACUGAAUUCAUUCCUAUAUUUGGAAGACGUUAUUCCACAAAACUAUCAUGUAUCUAGGAAGGGCCAUUUGCUUUUUCUAUGGAUUCCAAAAUGUAAAAGUUAAAGGCCAACCAGUAGGAUCCGAUGUAGCACCAAUGUUGGUCUGUGCACCACAUUCCACGUUCAUGGAUGCUUUUGUUAUAUUUUACUGUUCCACACUUCCUAGCAGUCUCUCUAGGAAAGAAAAUUCAGCUUUACCAAUUUUGGGAUCUCUUAUAGAAUAUACUCAGCCAUUAUAUGUGCAACGAGAAGAUCCCAAUUCCAGAAAAAAUAUAAUGAAAGAAAUGACUAGAAGAGCCAAGACUAUGGGAGAAUGGCCUCAAAUUAUUAUUUUUCCUGAAGGAACAUGUACUAAUAGAUCAUGUUUAAUAGGCUUCAAACAAGGUGCUUUUUAUCCUGGAGUGCCUGUUCAACCAGUUUGUAUAAGAUACCUUAAUAGUUUGGAUACAUAUACAUGGACCUGGGAAGGACCAGGAGCAUUUACAUGUUUAUGGCUGUCUCUAUGUCAGUUUCAUAAUAAAUUGGAAUUAGAGUUUUUACCAGUAUAUAAUCCAAAUGAAGAAGAAAAACAAGAUCCUACAUUGUAUGCAUCUAAUGUAAGACAGAAAAUGGCAGAAAGUUUGAAAAUACCUUUUACAGAUCAUACUUAUGAUGAUGUUCGUCUGAUGCAGAAGGCAGCCAAGCUCAAUUUACCACAUACAGCAGGGCUUAUAGAAUUCCAAAAACUUCACUCCAAACUUGGAAUUAGUUUUGACCAAAUGAAUGAACUACUAGACCAGUUUGGUGCUAUUUCCCAAAAAGAUAAAGGCAGUAUUACUUUGGGAGAAUUUGCUGCAUAUCUACAUGUACCCGUGUCUCCUGCAUUAGAGGAGAUGUUUUCUUUAUAUGAUAGGAAUGGUUCAGAAACUAUAGAUUUCCGGGAGUAUAUUAUUGGCCUGUCAUUGAUAUCGCAACCAGUCAACAAUGAUGAUACUUUAAAGUUAGCUUUUCAGUUAUUUGACAAUGGGGAUAAAGGUUACAUUACACAAGCAGAGCUGACAGGAAUAUUGACAAAUGCAUUUGGGAUUGAUGAUUUGGAUGUUGAAAAAUUGUUUCAAGAAGUUGAUAUUAACAAAGAUGAUAAAAUAACCUUUGAUGAAUUCAGAAAGUAUGCUGAAACCAAACCAGAAUAUGCUAAAUUAUUUAUGACUUAUCAAGAACUAAAGAAGGUCUUAAGUACAAAUGGUAAUGGAAUUAGUAAACUUGAGUGAUCACCCUUUAAGUAGAAAUGGUAAUGGAAUUAGUAAACUAGAGUGAUCUCCCUUCAUAAAGGUUGAAGUGACUGGCUCAGUGACUUAAUAUGAGAUCUACAAAAAUACAAUACAAUUUUGCUAUAUAUAUAUGAUGAUAUUGAGAAGGCACACAACAUGUGUUCAUGGUUUAUAACAUUUUACAGGAAAGAUUUCAGCCUAAUAUUGAUAUUUGUCCAUUCCAGAUUUUAGAUAUGCUAUUAAAACUUAUAGAAGGGAACAUGUAAGAUAUGCUUUAUGUUCAUUGUUUUUCUGCAUUUUAUGAACUUGACUUUAAAACAUUAUGAAAACUUAAUAGAACUUGUUAAAAAAAGUGUUUAAGUUGUGUAUAAAUUACGUACAAGAGAUUUUUCCAUGAACAAGAACUUAAAAACAGAUUAAAGAUAAUUUUCUAUGAACAUACUCCCUUAAUGUUUACCUUUAUUUAAUCAUAAAUUAAAAAAUGUAUUGGAUAUUUUUUUGUGGUUAGGUAUAUACCUGGUUUCUGUCUGAAAAUAAAAUUAGGACUCUUAAUAUCAAUUUGUUUUUGUUUGAAAUUUUUUAAAACAUCAACACAACAUAAUAUAAAUAUUUUGCAUGUGUUUUUGCUUGCAGUGCUCAUUAUUUUUAUAAGGCUAGUAACAUCAACAUUGUGGUUUUUUUUUUCAUUACAGAAAGCUCAGAUAGCCAUUUGAGUUAGUUAAACACAGAUAUGGUAAUACAUGCACUGCUUUUUGUCUUUCAGUUAAUACUUUACACAUGUUUUAUGUUUUUAUUUUGAAUGUUUUUGAUAUUGUUCUGUUUUCAUUUUUUUAUUGUACCAAAACAUGCUGACUUUCCUUUAAUAUUUACCUGAAACAGUUGUUUGAAGAUUUCCACAGAAAAUCUAGUAUAAAAGAGAAUUACAUAUUCUAACAUCAAAGUACAGGACACUUUCUAAGGACAAGAACUGUAAAUGAGGAUAUUUUGCUGUUUGUUAUUUUCACGAUUUCAAUGCCUAAAUAUUCUGCAGGGGUUAAAUUCGUGCAUCAAUAAUAAGUGUUAGCUUCCUGUCAAUAUUAUAGCUUAGUGAGGGCAUUCUAUGUGAUAGCGAAAUAAGGGAAAAUAAACCCCACACAAUAAUUUUAACGUCUUCAGUUCCUAUGUUAUUUAUCAUUUAUGGGCAAAAGCUUACUUGAAGAUGCUAGUGUUGAGCAAAAUUUUAGAAAUACAUGCUUCCAGUCUAACUGGAGCUGUGUCUGAACGUUUCUAGGCUAAGUUCCAAAAACUAUUGUUGAAGUUAUGAUUUCAACAUGGAUAAGACCAGAUUCUAACAUCUUAAGAAAAACUUACCAAAAUACCAACCAUAGCUUUUAUCAUCCUAAGGAUACUAAGGUCUUUGGAAACCACAGGGUACUUUUUGCCCAAUGAAAAGAUAAAUGAAUUGUAUUUUGUUUUUGGUACAUAAUGUUUUUAAUAUGAUAUAUUUAUGCCAGAAUACUAAACAUGUAUUAUUUUGAAAUUGUCUUCACCUACCUUUCAGUGUAACAUCCUAGCCUUGUCAGACAAUUUUAUAUUGUAAAUUUGAGGCCUGUAUUAUUUGUUAUUGUUUUAGGGUUGUACUGUGAAAUGACUUUUAUUGCUGGAUUCAAAUUUUCAUUUUUGGUAUACAAAAUAUUAAAGUGGUAGGCUUUAGAAUUUGUAUAUUGUCUUGAUUUUAAUAAUAACUAUAAUUACACAGGUUCAGACUGCACAUAUUAACAUAUCAAUGGAAUGUAGGUGUUUUUAAAGUUUUUAAAAUUCUUAGUUUUGAUUACUGUAAAAUCCACCAUAUGUGUAACACAAAUAAAAGAAUAUUCACAGUAUAAUUUUUCUUUGACAUGAAUUGAAUCUUUGGAGUUUUACAAAAAAUAGUUUUAAGUUUUAUUCAUAUUUAUUCAAAGCAGGACUACAAUAACUUGUUAUCUGUUUGAAUCACACUUUUAUAAGACAUACAUUUCAUAUAAAAAAUAUAAUAACAAGCAUGCAAUUGAUGUAGGCAGGAGGCUAUUUGAAAUGAAAAUCAAUAAUUAAAAAAAAAUUGAGCUUUACAUUUGGCUCUAUUCAAAUCCGAGUUUAAUCUCAGCAGUGUCAGUAUUAAUCAUGUGCCUAUUUUUGUAUGAUCUCAUUAACUCUUUUAUUAUUUCUACACUCCCUGAUCCAUUUGUGUCAUGUUCCGAGAGAAAAAAAUUGAAAGAAGAAUGCAAAGAAAAAAUGAUCAUUCAUUCAUAAAAUAAUAAGCUUCUUUAAGACAUUUAAAACCAUUGCAUUUAUAACAUUUCAACAGUUUCAUAUAAGCUAGUGCUUCCAGUGAAGUCUUAGUUUAAAAUCUGUUAUUUAUAUUAAGAAAUAUUUUUGAAUCUUUUGCAUGUCUUCCUAUAUUUUUCUAUUUCAUUUGUAUAAAUUUAAACACAAAUCUCCUAGAAAGGAUUUUAAUUUAAGCAAUAAUUCACAAUCAAACUGAGUAAUUAUUUUAAGUCUGUUUCACAUAAUAGAUUCAUAUUAAGUUAUUAUAUAAUGACUUUUCUUAUGUGGAACAUUUGGACAGUAUUUGUUCAUUGUAACACAGAAUGCAUUACUCUUUCUAUGUUCAGAUCUCAAAAAAGGGUCAUACAAGACGAAUAUAUUGAUUUAUGAUAGCAUUGUAUAUUACCAAAUUCAUGAAGUAAAUUAGGAGAUAACUGUAUUGUAAACUUUGCAUCCAUUAAUUGUGGAUUUUAUGUUUGCAAAUGGAGUGAGAUUGACAUGGUCAUACUUUUGAUGAAUGAUUGUGCUAUAUGUAAAUAAAUAUUUCUUUUACCUUUGAUUGUCAUAAACUAAUCUAUAGACAACAGUAAAUGCAUUUGUAUAGUACUGUAUAGAUUAUUGCUUUUCUAGUCCCAUCUAGGUAACAGACUGCUAUCAAGAGUUGUUUAACUUUUGUUUUCUUCUUAUAAAUGCUAACCAAAUAUCAUAUCUCAUUCUAAUAAUAAUAAAAAAAACUGUUUUCAAAUUGUGAUUACUGUGUAAUAUUAUCUGUUUUGAAUCUCAGCUGUCAUCAGUUUUCAUACAUUGCUCAUAGCAUAACUUUUUUACCAGGAUAUAAGUUUAGCUUAUUCAUUUCAAAUAUCUAUUUUAAUUAAAAAUCCAUAUCGAUGUAAUUCAUCAUUAUCACAAUUAAACUUUGAUACAGAAAAGAUAUUAUUAUAGAAAGGGAAACAAAUUUGCUGCAAUGUCAGGGUAUGUAAAAUAGAGGCUUAUCUGAUAGGCCGAUUUGGAACGGUAUUAUUAGAGUCUUUCAAAAUGAUUGUUCCUUGUGUUCGAUGCCAAAAAAACAUGUCUGCAUAAAUUUGGUUGUGAAGAUUAAAAAAGUGGGUUUAUAUCUUCAGGUGUAAUACCACCAUUGAUUUUCCCCUAUUAGUCUUUGUUAAAUUUGCACUUUUCAAAAAAUUGUGCAGAAUUUAUCUUUGUUUCAAAUAAAGAAAUACUUGGCAUGAGUAAAGUUUUAUCCUGUUCAGUACUAUAGAAAGAAUUUCACAUAACAUUUCAUUGCAUAUAAGAAAAUAACCAUCACUGGAAGUUAACCAAUCAAAUUUUCCCCCUUUUUUAACCUGUGUACAAGCUUUAGUAACCAUGUAACCUCAAGUUUCCAAAAUAUUCUAUAGAAACCCCAAAUAAAAAAAUAAUGGUGCUUUGAAAUACCCAAGAUAUAUGUUUAUGACCCAGAAAUGUUUUACUGCAAUGAAAUGUAGGAUCAAUUACCUACAACUGUCAAAUUCAAGGGAAUAUUUUUUUCGACCUAUUUUCGUAUGCAACCGGAUGUGACGUACUAUGAUUUGGUGGUAUUACACCUUCACUUUACCUUAUGUGUAACAAAUAUGAAACAUGAGUCUGGAAAGUGGAUAUUAAUGUCUUUACAAGUGAAUAUGCUUUUUCUGAAACAAAAUAGCAAAUUAAACUUUAAUUGCAGCAAAUCAGUAGUACAUUCAUUUUGUGUUCUUUACAAAAAACACAUUAUAUAUCUGUUUACAUAAUAAAAUGAUCUAAAAGUAUCCUUUUUCAUAUGACAGGGAUGGAAAAUUACAAAUAAAUGACAUAUUGUGAAUUUGAUUAAACAUUAAUGAUUUUAUGGUUACAAUUAAAUAGAGAUUGCUUACUCCAUUUACAUAACUACAUUUGAAAUGAUUUUGGAUUUUGAUUGGAAAAGUGAUGCAUGGAUCUGUUUUAUUCUCUACAUUAUAACCAUUAAUUUCUAAAUGUAUACCUGGUAGUCUACAAAUGCUGUUGACAUCCUUCAGAAGUUGAAUAAAUGAAGAGAAAUAUUUAUAAAUGUUUAAUAACCAUGAUUUCCUUUUUUAAAGUUAACAUUUGAUAAAUAUUGAUAUUCUAUCUCUUCAUGUUUGUGCAUAUUGCAGUCAAAGGUCACUGGUAGUAUUUAGAGUAGGGUCAAGACAUUUACUAAGGACUAAUUAAUGUACAGAAAAAAAAUAAAAUCCACAUCAAAGGUUUUACUGAAUUAGAGGUUUUAGUCAUGACAACAAUAGAGGUAGUUAUUUGUCAGUGCAAUACAAUUAUUAUACAGGUAAUGGGUCGGUGUUCGUUUCAUAUUUUUUGACAAUACUAAAUAAUAUUUCAACAUGUGCUCAAACUGCUGGCAGGGGUUUUAAUGGAUAAUGUUAGUCAAAUACACUUUAUUUUUGUAUAAAAUGUAAGAUUGUAAUGUAUAUAUUAUUAAUUUAUUGCUGUUUUACUAAUGUUGUUAACAAAAUUUUAUUUCACAAAGAAUUCUCAGAUUUUGAUAUUCCAAUACAAUUAAAUGAUCUGUGAUAAUUUUUUCAGUAAGAUUGUUGGCACCUACAGUUUCACUAUAUUUCUAGUCGGUAAGAUUAAAGUCAUCUGAAGUUUUGAUGACUCUGUCUUAGCUUGGUUUACUGUUUAGGAAUACCUGUGUCACAUUUUUUUUUACAAGUAUGUCAAUUGAGAUAAUUGUUUGCCUCAAAACUUUAAGUCACAAAUUAAUUUUUAAUCUGCAUAUUACUCUUUGUUUAUGAUAUGUUUACAUUGUUAUAUAUUGAAUAUUCAUUAACAUCCAUAUUAAAAUUAUGUCCCUACACAUAACUGCCAACAACUGCCUUGAAACUGCACAAAAAUUAUUAUGCAGAGGAAUUUUUGUGAUACAAGCUUUGAUUCUAUGAAAUAUAUUAUAAAUUUGCUCCCAAGUUAAAUUAGCAAUACCAUAAAAUAAACUUCAGCAAGCUAAUGUUAUUAUAUAUUUUUUAUGUUAGUAGUCAGACAAAGAAGGGUAAUAGUAAGACGUAAUGAUAUGUUGUAGCUAACAAAACUCAAUUAAUUGGUGGAAUAAGAUAAAGUUUGUUCUUGUGCAAGAUACUGUUGGAAUUCUGAUUUCCAAAAGGAAGAUGUAUAACAAGAGCAAUUAUCUGGCCCCUGAAAUUGAAAAAAAAUAAUCAAAUUAUUCAAACCUUUAAAAAUUAUGUCUAAUUUUAUUGAUAGAUAAAUAGAACAAUAUUAUCUGGACACUUAAGAGUAGAAAAAUCGUCAUGUCACUUUGAUGCCAUAAGCAUGUUGAAAUUGGUAUAUUACCCAUAGUUUCUGGCAUUAUUAAAUAUUAACCUUAGUCUUAACAAACAAGAUAUGUUACCUGCAUUAAAAGUUUCAUAUAAGACAUCUUUUAACAAAAUAUAUUUGAGAUAAGGCUGUGACUCAUAUCUAUAUAUCAUUGACAAGAUCUCAAUAUGAGGCUUAUCUGGCAUCAUAGUCAAGAGGUUUGAAACCAAAAAAGGAUAUGGAAACAAAAUUCAACAUUAUAAAUACUGCUAUCUGACAGACUAAUGUCUUAUGAAGAUAUAAAUGAUGUAAUAUGAUAGCUUGGUAAUACUUGAAUGGAUAAAAAUAAACAGGAGAGAGAUCAUUUGUAAUCAUUGGCUAGCACAUGUAUUAGGGUGAUAAUGCCUUUACUGCAAGGCAUCAAAUGACCCCUUAUUCAUUGCCAGCAUCAAAUUAUUUUUUCUUACAAUUUAUUUAUAAUCAAAAACUAAGUUAAGUGUCAUACAUAUUUUGCUAUUUGAAUUUUUGUUUCCAUUUAAAUUUCUGAAGCUGUAUGAGAUCAAAUGAAUAGACUUGAAUAAACUUAAAUCUAUAAAUGACUAUAGAAUGUUUUUGCUUAGAUGUCAACUGUGGAAUAUGGUAGUUGUUAGUUUGUUAAAGAUAGGGACAGCUGCAAUAUUAAUUUAUCUUCUUGUUGUACUUAAUUCUUUGAACUGAGAGAGUAAAUUUUCAGUUUGAAUGAUAUUUGUUUUUUUAAUAUUCCUUUUUGUUGAAGAGGAUUAAUCUAUUCUGUAUUAUUUUUUUUAUACAAUAGAUUUCUUUUUGUAUAUUAAACAGCUGGAUUUUUAAUAAUGAAAAAAAUUGAAGCCAGUUAUUUGUCUUGAAAAUUCAGACAAAAAUUAACAGAAUGGAGACUUGUUCGUUUUUUAUUCAUAUGAUGGCUUCAAAUAAUAGUUGCCAUUUUUCAUUGCAUUUUUUUUUCAAGUUAUCAUUAUUUGAGCAUUAAAAUAAAAUAUUUCCUCUUG